AUGGUCCACGUAGCUAGUGUGAGUGAUGUCCUGCUAGACAAUUCCUUCACGCCGCCGUGCCAGCGCAUGGGUGGAAUGGUCUCCUUCCGCACCUUCGAGGAUUUUGUCAGAAUCUUUGAUGAAGUGAUGGGUUGCUUCUGCGACUCUCCUCCCCAGAGCCCAACCUUCCCUGAAGCUGGCCAUGCUUCCCUCUAUGAUGAAGACAAGACUGCCCGUGAGGAGCCCAUUCACAUUCUGAAUGUUGCUAUUAAAACAGACAGCGACGUUGACGACGAUGGGCUGGCAGCCAUGUUCAGGGAGUUCACACAAAGCAAGAGAGAGUUUCCAAAGUUCUUCACGUUCCGUGCCCGGGAUAAGUUUGAGGAGGACAGGAUCUACCGACACCUGGAGCCAGCUCUGGCCUUCCAGCUGGAGCUGAACCGAAUGCGGAACUUUGAUCUCACUGCCAUCCCCUGUGCCAACCACAAAAUGCAUCUCUACCUGGGGGCAGCUAAAGUUGAAGUGGGAACAGAAGUGACAGACUACAGGUUCUUCGUGAGGGCUAUCAUACGGCAUUCGGAUCUGGUUACCAAGGAAGCCUCCUUUGAGUACCUGCAAAAUGAGGGAGAGAGAUUGCUUCUGGAAGCCAUGGAUGAGUUGGAGGUGGCGUUUAAUAACACCAACGUGCGCACUGACUGCAACCACAUCUUCCUGAACUUCGUGCCUACUGUCAUCAUGGACCCAUCUAAGAUCGAGGAGUCGGUGAGGUCCAUGGUGAUGCGCUACGGGAGCCGGCUGUGGAAGCUGCGCGUCCUGCAGGCCGAGCUGAAGAUCAACAUCCGCCUGACGCCCACGGGCAAGGCCAUCCCCAUCCGCCUCUUCCUCACCAACGAGUCGGGCUACUACCUGGACAUCAGCCUCUACAAAGAAGUGACAGACCCCAGGACAGCACAGAUUAUGUUCCAGGCGUAUGGGGAUAAACAGGGACCACUUCAUGGGAUGCUGAUCAAUACCCCGUAUGUGACCAAAGACCUGCUGCAGUCCAAGAGGUUCCAGGCACAGUCUUUAGGAACAUCAUAUGUCUACGACAUUCCUGAGAUGUUUCGGCAGUCUUUGAUUAAGCUCUGGGAGUCUAUGAAUGAACAUGCAUUCCUGCCAACACCACCGCUGCCUUCCGACAUCCUGACGUACACCGAGUUGGUGCUGGAUGAUCAGGGCCAGCUCGUGCACAUGAACAGGCUGCCAGGAGGAAAUGAGAUUGGGAUGGUGGCCUGGAAGAUGACUCUGAAGACCCCCGAGUACCCGGACGGCCGGGAUAUCAUCGUCAUCGGCAACGACAUCACGUACCGGAUCGGCUCCUUCGGGCCUCAGGAGGACGUGCUGUUCCUGAGGGCCUCGGAGCUGGCUCGGACACACGGCAUCCCCCGCAUCUACGUGGCUGCCAACAGCGGAGCCAGGAUUGGUUUGGCUGAGGAGAUUCGGCACAUGUUCCACGUAGCUUGGGAGGACCCAGAUGACCCGUACAAGGGAUACAAAUACUUGUACCUGACUCCUCAGGACUAUAAGAAAGUUAGUGCCCUGAACUCGGUUCACUGUGAACACGUGGAGGACAAUGGAGAGUCCAGGUAUAAGAUAACAGAUAUUAUCGGAAAGGAAGACGGGCUUGGAACAGAGAACCUCAGAGGAUCUGGCAUGAUUGCUGGAGAAUCAUCUUUAGCCUAUGAUAGCAUUAUCACCAUCAACUUGGUUACGUGUCGGGCGAUUGGGAUUGGGGCUUACCUUGUGCGGCUGGGUCAGAGGACUAUCCAGGUGGAGAACUCUCACAUAAUCCUGACUGGCUGUGGAGCCCUCAACAAGCUGGAGGUGCUGUUCCAGGUGUCCUGGCUGGAGGUGGGCAGGAGACCUGGGCAGAACUGCAGAUCUAAGGGCUCCAGCAUGAACCAG
Messenger RNA from Merops nubicus (carmine bee-eater), 1923 nucleotides. RefSeq names its product acetyl-CoA carboxylase-like. Gene Ontology annotation, biological process: fatty acid biosynthetic process. Gene Ontology annotation, molecular function: acetyl-CoA carboxylase activity; ATP binding. The record is from RefSeq and is a predicted model, not a curated record. NCBI's taxonomy places the organism in Eukaryota, Metazoa, Chordata, Aves, Coraciiformes, Meropidae. The annotation marks the transcript as partial. The transcript has 14 exons.